Dioscorea cayenensis subsp. rotundata (Guinea yam) is the source of this 898-nucleotide messenger RNA. RefSeq names its product probable cytokinin riboside 5'-monophosphate phosphoribohydrolase LOGL1. Gene Ontology annotation, cellular component: cytosol; nucleus. Lineage: Eukaryota; Viridiplantae; Streptophyta; Magnoliopsida; Dioscoreales; Dioscoreaceae. The record is from RefSeq and is a predicted model, not a curated record. Gene Ontology annotation, molecular function: hydrolase activity, hydrolyzing N-glycosyl compounds. The transcript is spliced from 7 exons. Gene Ontology annotation, biological process: cytokinin biosynthetic process. The coding region runs from base 141 to 788 and encodes 215 amino acids.
GAGAGAGAGAGAGAGAGAGAGAGAGAUUCUCUUGGUCUCUGUUUCUAAUCUCUUUGGGUUCUCUGUAGAUAUAUAUAUAUAUAUAUAUUAUAAGGGUAUGCAAAGAAAGGUGGCAACUUUUCAUUGCGAAAGAGAAGAGUAUGGAGGCUGAGGCUCAGAGCAAAUUCAAGAGAAUCUGUGUCUUCUGUGGUAGUAACUCGGGCAACAAAUCUGUUUUCAGAGACGCGGCUCUUGAUCUUGGACGCCAACUGGUGAAGAGAAGGAUUGAUUUGGUUUAUGGUGGGGGGAGUGUAGGAUUGAUGGGUUUGGUCUCACAGGCUGUUUUUGAUGGAGGCUGCCAUGUUCUUGGCGUUAUUCCUACAGCUCUUAUGCCUCUUGAGAUAUCUGGUGAAACUGUGGGUGAAGUCAAAACAGUGUCAGAUAUGCAUGAGCGAAAAGCUGAAAUGGCCCGGCAAUCUGAUGCUUUUAUCGCUCUUCCUGGAGGAUAUGGAACAAUGGAAGAAUUGUUGGAGAUGAUAACUUGGUCACAACUUGGAAUUCAUAACAAACCAGUCGGCCUCUUAAACAUUGAUGGAUACUAUGAUUCAUUGCUCGCCUUAUUUGAUACUGGUGUGAAGGAAGGUUUCAUUACACCGUCUGCAAGACAUAUAGUUCUUUCUUCUCCCGAUGCAAAUGAGCUAUUAACGAAAAUGGAGGAGUACACACCCUUGCAUGAACAAGUUGCUCCUCGCACGAGUUGGGAGAUCGCGCACUUAGGUUAUUCAACAACACCAACAAGUCCACUCUAAGUUGAUUUAUCAUGCUAUUAAUUUGUUGAUUGUGAUGUGAUUCUUUUCUUAGUAAAUUGUAUCACGAAAACAAUGCAAAUGAGAACAAGGUCUCAUAAUUUUCCAUUUCA